Molecule: messenger RNA, 2091 nt
Organism: Sceloporus undulatus (fence lizard)
Lineage: Eukaryota; Metazoa; Chordata; Lepidosauria; Squamata; Phrynosomatidae
Gene: NOP56
Product: NOP56 ribonucleoprotein
Exons: 12
Coding region: 62-1702 (546 amino acids)
Cellular component (GO): box C/D methylation guide snoRNP complex; small-subunit processome
Molecular function (GO): snoRNA binding
Source: RefSeq, a predicted model, not a curated record
UCUCUCUCUCGCGCGCAAGGCAUUCUCCUCCUCACGCGGCGCCGAAGAAGAAGAAGCCGCCAUGGGCCUGCUGCUGCACGUCCUCUUCGAACACGCGGCGGGAUACGCGCUCUUCGCCCUCCGCGGCGCCGAGGAGCUGGCCCUGCUCCUCCCGCAGGUGGAGCAGAGUGUCCUGGAGCUGGGCAAGUUCCUGACCCUGGUCAAGCUGGUGGCCUUCUCCCCCUUCAAGUCGGCCCAGAGCGCCCUGGAGAACAUCAACGCCAUUUCGGAAGGGAUCUUGCAUGAGGACCUCCGGCUCCUGCUCGAAACCAACCUGCCGGCCAAAAAGAAGAAGGUCCUUGUGGGGGUCAGCGAUGCCAAAAUUGGGGCUGCCAUCCAGGAGGAGUUGGGCUACCAAUGCCAGACGGGAGGAGUGGUCGCGGAGGUCACGCGAGGUAUCCGGUUGCACUUCCACAGCCUGGUCAAGGGCUUGACCUCUCAGUCAGCCUCCAAGGCCCAGCUGGGCCUCGGACACAGCUACUCCCGGGCCAAAGUGAAGUUCAACGUGAACCGAGUGGACAACAUGAUCAUCCAGUCCAUUAGUCUCUUGGACCAGCUGGACAAAGACAUCAACACCUUUUCCAUGCGAGUCAGAGAGUGGUACGGAUAUCAUUUCCCAGAACUGAUAAAGAUUGUGAGCGAAAACUACACUUACUGCCGCCUGGCCAAACUCAUUGGGAACCGGAAGGAGCUGAGCGAGGAAAGCCUGGAAGCCCUGGAGGAAGUGGUGAUGGACAGCGCCAAGGCUCAGGCCAUCCUGGAAGCCUCCCGUUCCUCCAUGGGGAUGGACAUCUCUCCCAUCGACCUCAUCAACAUCGAGAGCUUCUCUCGGCGCGUCAUCUCGCUCUCGGAGUACCGCAAAGGCCUGCAAGAAUAUCUCCGCUCAAAGAUGAGCCAAGUGGCUCCCAGCCUCUCGGCUCUGAUAGGGGAAGUGGUGGGUGCCCGCCUCAUCUCCCACGCUGGCAGCCUCACCAAUCUGGCCAAGUAUCCCGCCUCCACAGUACAGAUCCUGGGUGCAGAGAAGGCCCUGUUCAGGGCUUUAAAGACAAGGGGCAACACCCCCAAGUAUGGCUUGAUAUUUCACUCCACCUUCAUUGGCCGGGCAGCGGCCAAGAACAAGGGGCGCAUCUCUCGCUACCUGGCCAACAAGUGCACCAUUGCCUCCCGCAUCGACUGCUUCUCAGAGGUUCCAACUAGUGUCUUUGGGGACAAGCUUAGAGAACAAGUGGAGGAGCGGCUGGCCUUCUAUGAGACAGGGGAGCCCCCGCGCAAGAAUCUAGAUGUCAUGAAGGAAGCUGUUGUGGAGGCAACAGAAGUGGCAGCUGAGAUCAAGAGGAAGCUGGACAAGAGAGAGAAGAAGAAGCGGAAGCGAGAAAAGAAGCGGCUGGAGGCUUUGGCGGCGGCAGUGGAAGACGAAGAGAUGGAGAGCUCAGUGCUGGAGACAACAGCAGAGGAAAAUGAGUCUAAGCCCAAAAAGAAGAAGAAAAGGAAACGCCAAGAGAUGGAGGAGGAAGAUGAGUUGGAACCGACUGAGAACGGCCUGGAGGAAGAAGAGGCCUCUCCCAAGAAGAAGAAGAAGAAAGUGGCUGCAAUGGAGACCCCUUCCCCCAAGGCGAAAAGGACAAAAAAGAAAAAGGCCAGGACGGAGGACGAGGAGGACUAGCAUGUUGGGUUCCACAGAAUCCACUCCUGUCUCUUCCUUCAAAGCUGACUUUGGGGACAAGGUCCUCCUCCUUUUUCUGUCCAGUUUUUUCAUGGCAAUUGAAUGUACCUUGCGAGGCUGGAAAGUAAGUGGACAGAUGACCAGCCUGCAGAUGUUGGGGGGGGGGGCAGGAUUAUCCUCUGCUCCAAGGGAGAGGGGCAGAAGGAGCUGGCUGGGCUGCCCCCCAAAAAACGCUUAGCGUUCAGAAACAGCCCCUUCGCAAGCGUCUGCGCAGCCUCGCCACUAAGGGGCAACGGGGGAGGUCACAGUAGCUGCUUCUGCAACAGAAGCACCUGGCGUUUUGCGUACUUACUCUGCUAACAAUAAAACGUAUGGCCUUUUUCUAGCAA